GUGAAAUAAAUAAAAGUUUAGGGUAGACAACAAAAGCGCCGCUUUGAAUACCUCCACCACCCGUAAACCCUAAAUCAUCAUAAUAACAGACGUCCCCUUCCCUAAACCCUACUUCCUCCACGAGUAGCAGCUAACGAUGGGUGGAAAGGCCAAGGGAAAGCAUCGUUUGGAUAAGUUUUACCACUUGGCCAAAGAACAUGGCUACCGUUCUCGUGCUGUUUGGAAACUUAUUCAGCUCGAUUCCAAAUACACUUUCCUCCGUUCUUCUCACGCCGUCCUGGAUCUCUGCGCCGCACCCGGUGGUUGGAUGCAAGCCGCCGUCGAACGUGUGCCUGUUGGAAGUCUUGUGCUUGGUGUCGAUCUUGACCCUAUUCGCCCCAUUCGUGGCGCCAUCGCGGUGCAAGAAGAUAUUACCACGCCUAAGUGUAGGGCUACUGUUAAGAGAUUGAUGUCUGAUAAUGGUGUUAGGGCCUUUGAUUUGGUGUUGCACGAUGGAUCUCCUAAUGUCGGUGGUGCUUGGGCGCAGGAGGCUACGAGUCAGAAUUCUCUGGUUAUUGAUUCGAUUAAGCUUGCUUCGGAGUUGUUGGCCCCUAAAGGAGCAUUUAUUACCAAGGUUUUUAGAUCCCGGGACUACAAUGCUGUUCUUUACUGUCUUAGACAGUUAUUUGAAAAGGUUGAAGUGGAUAAACCAGCUGCCAGUCGUUCCACAUCUGCAGAAAUUUAUAUCGUAUGUCUGAAAUAUAAGGCACCUGCUAAGAUAGAUCCUCGUCUUUUUGAUGUUAGACAUCUUUUCCAAAGUGGCAAAGAAACCCCAAAGGUACUUGAUGUACUUAGAGGAACAAAGCAGAAGAGACAUCGUGAUGGAUAUGAAGAUGGUGACACGACCUUGAGGAAAACCAGUUCAGUUACAGAGUUUAUUUGGUCAGAUGCUCCUCUAGAUAUUCUUGGUUCUGUUACAUCUAUAAAAUUCAAAGAUGACACCUGUCAAGCUAUCAAGGAUCAUGCAUUGACUACAGAGGAGGUUAAAGCACUAUGUGAUGACUUGCGUGUUUUAGGGAAGCAAGACUUCAAGCAUUUGUUGAAGUGGCGUAUUCAUAUCAGAAAGGCCUUCUCUCCUGAAAAGGAAACCCCUAAACCUGCAGAUGUUGAACCUGAAAAGAAGGAUGAUGAUAAUGAUGAUGAUGAUGAAGGACUGAAUGAAAUGGAGGAAUUGACAAAUGCUAUGUUGCGCAAGAAAAAACAAGCAAAAAAGAUUGUAGCAAAACGUCGAGCUAAGGAUAAAGCAAGGAAAGCAACUGGGAUGCAGAGUGAUGUAAUGGAGGAUGGAUAUACUGAUAUCGAGUUGUUUUCUCUAUCUUCUAUCAAGGGAAAGAAGGAUCUUGUAGCUGUUGAUAACCCUGAAGAUGAUGGUCCAAAUAAUGAAGCAGCAGAUAGUGAUGAUGAGGGAGCCCAAGCAGACUCCCAAGAUGAGUCACUCAGUGACAUUGACUCUGAAGAAGAGCGCCGAAGAUAUGAUGACCAAAUGGAACAAUUACUCGAAGAUGCGUAUGAGAAAUACAUGGAAAAGAAAGAAGGGAGCACAAAGCAGAGAAAACGGUUGAAGCAAAAACACUCUGAAGAUGGUCAACUUCUCGAGGGUGAUGAUGAAGAAGAAGAAGAUGUUCAAGAUGAAGACUCUGACAACGACCAACAAAUUCAAGAAACAAAUCCAUUAAUGAUACCAUUUGAUGACACCGAGCCUACGGAAGAAGAAAUCGCAGCCAAAUGGUUUAGUCAAGAUGUGUUUGAUGAUGAAAACGAACAAGAAAAUACAAAAAUGGAUGUAAGCGAUGACGAUGAAGAAGACGAAAUGCAAAUUGAUAACAAAAAGAAACCCGAUAACACCCAAAUCAUGGUCCCAAGUAAACCAAAAUCAAAAAUCGCAAAGAAAAACAUAACAGCCCCCAAAACCCUACCCACUGAAGAUCUUGAGGUAGUCGCGGGCCCGGACACAGACUCGAGCGAUGACUCAUCAUCGGACGAGUCCGAUGAUGACGUGGAAACAAAAGCCGAAAUCUUAGCAUGUGCAAAGAAAAUGUUGCGAAAGAAACAAAGAGAACAAAUGUUGGAUGACGCGUACAACAAAUACAUGUUUCACGAUGAUGAAGGGCUACCGAAAUGGUUCAUAGAUGAAGAGAGGAAACACAUGGUUCCAAUGAAGCCCAUAACAAAAGAGGAGGUGAACGCAAUGAAGGCCCAAUUUAAGGAGAUAAAUGCUCGGCCCGCUAAGAAGGUGGCCCAAGCGAAGGCCCGAAAGAAACGUGUUGCGAUGAGGAAAAUGGAGAAGGUUAGAAAGAAGGCGAAUAGUAUUUCGGAUCAAGCGGAUAUUUCGGAGAAAUCGAAGAUGAAGAUGAUUGAUACUUUGUAUAAGAAAGCGGUCCCACAGAGGCCGAAGAAGGAACUGGUGGUGGCUAAGAAAGGCGUGCAAGUGAGGACUGGAAAAGGGAAGACGCUUGUGGAUAGGAGAAUGAAGAGUGAUGCUAGGAAACAAGGGAUGACUAAGGAUAAGGGGAAGGGGAAAGGGAAAGGGAAAGGUAAAGGGAGUAGCAAGGGUGGGAAAGGGCAGAAAGGUAAACCGGCUGGUCCGGCCAAGGGUAAAACGGGAAGAAAGUGA
Messenger RNA from Lactuca saligna, 2653 nucleotides. The record is from the annotation of a GenBank genome assembly. Lineage: Eukaryota; Viridiplantae; Streptophyta; Magnoliopsida; Asterales; Asteraceae.